GUGAGUCAAGAAGAAGGGGUGUAUUAUGAUCAGGAAAGGGAACUGAUACAGCGAAUGAGGGAAGGCAUCCAGAAUGGGCCUUGUCGUAUCGACGAAGAGACUGAGAAAGAAUUGCUAAUAGGGGAACCUGGCUUUCUGACAAGGCAAGAGGAGGACUUGGUGAAAGAACUGAUACGCGAAAAACAUGGGGCAUAUGCCUUCAACGAUGAUCAACGUGGGAGGUUGGAUGCGGACAAGAUAGAAAUGAUCCGCAUUUAUACUGUACCUCAUGAGCCAUGGAAUGUCCGAGGAGCUAAGUAUCCCAACCCCGAAGAUCUCAGAAGGGUGGUAGAGUACCUAGAUGGGAAGAUUCGCACAGAUGUGGCAGGGUACUCCAGUGAACCAUAUGCCUCUCCCUGGUUCUGUUUUGUAAAGCCAAAUGGGGUACUCAGAUCGGUGCAAGACCUCCAACGACUAAACGCGGUAACUGUAAGGGAUGCAAGAGGUUUGCCUAACGCCGACCAGUUGUCAGAAGCUUGUGCAGGAGAGCAUUGUCAACUUGUGUUUGACAAGGAAUAUUGCCUUGAUGAUGAUCUGACGCUCGUACCUGUCAUUGGCUUUUUCUCUAUGUGUAGGCGUGACCCCUGGAAAGAAGAGGCCAUGGCGCAGAGAGGAGCAGUGGCAGGGCCCUCUGGACCUACCUUGAGAAAGGGCGGGCAGAGGGGGGAUCAGAGAGUCUCAAGGAACCUGGAGGAGUUGCCCAUUUACGGGGAAGGAGACAGCCUGCAAAUUUUUUUGCGAGACCUUGAAGAAUACGCAUUCAGGAGAGAGUAUGGUGACGGGGAGAAGAUUGCGAAUGUGAGUGGGGCAGGAAUGUACAAGAGGAGAAUUGAAGGAGUGGUGGCAGGGUGCACGAGGUGGAAAGUAUGCAAGGAGAGGUUAUGGAAGGACAUGAGGGUCUUCCCAAGAGACGAUGUGGAGGAUGACUUAACGUUUGAUGAAACCAAUCUGGAGGACUUUAUCGAGAGCUUGCAGCUGGCCGCAGAGAGAGGUGAGUGGACCAAGGAGGCAAGGAAGAAACAACUGAUCGCAAGAUCAGAAAAGAGUGAAAAGGAGGAAGUUAAAGGAAUUGUGGAAGGGAGCCGAACCUGGAAGAGAAUAACAGCAGAAUUGUGGAUAGCCUACACCCAGGUCAGGCAAGAUCAAACAAUAAAAGAAAGGCUGCAAGAGAAGGGGCUAUGGAUUGGAAGAGAGGUGGUUGAGCCACAAGGGAAGGAGGCAGAAGAUGAAGAAGAAGAUAAUGUGCCUCUGAAGAGAUUGAAGAACAAGACGAGGGUCUCCCCCAAGAGCAGCAGCAAGGGAUCUGAGCAGGCCGAGGGGGAUGAACAGGAAGAGGAGGAGGCAGCAGAAGGGAGGAAAAAAAACAUGGGGGCAAGUAUGGUACCAAGAAAGAAGAAACUUGGAAACAGAAGGGCAAUUGAGAGUGGAAGGAAAGAGGUACAAGAAAGGGUGAGUGAAAGGGAGGAAGGAGUGAAGGAAGCUGGAGAGGGAAAGAAGGUCCAGGGAGGAGGCAAGGCACCCAAAGUCAAGAGAACUGAGGAAGAAUGAUCAAUUGGAGACAGAAAAGGGAAGAGGCAAGUGGGAUAAGAAGAAAUAAAUAUAAGAGGGAUGCCCAGGUGGAAAAGGUGAUAAGAGAUAUGGAAGAGAUGGGGGAGGAAAUGAAGGGGUUGAAGAAAGGGAAGGAGGAAUUACAGAAAGAAGUGAGCCAAUUAAGGGCCGCCCUGACUAUGAGCGAUAGAAAAUUGGAGAAUGAAGCGGCCACGAUAGG
Messenger RNA from Chara braunii, 1807 nucleotides. The record is from the annotation of a GenBank genome assembly. NCBI's taxonomy places the organism in Eukaryota, Viridiplantae, Streptophyta, Charophyceae, Charales, Characeae.